AGCAUUGUUCCGCUAUGACGGCGGCGCGUGCGAGUGGUUCCCCGCUUCGCGUCUGCUCCGCGGGCGGCUCCUCUCAUUGGCUGUCGGGCACGUCACGUGUUCAUUCCAAAGAUGGCGUCUCCGAAUGGAGGGGACGAUUUCGAGAGCUCCUUGCUGAGUUUUGAGAAGUUGGACCGGGCGUCACCGGACCUGUGGCCGGAGCGGUUGCCCGGAGUCUCAGAAUUCGCCGCGUCUUGUAAAAAUCCCAUCAAUAAUUCACCCCCCAAAUGGAUGGCGGAACUAGAGAGUGAGGACAUUGAAAUGUUGAAAGAGCUGGGCAGUCUCACCACAGCCAACCUGAUGGAGAAGGUGAAAGGACUUCAGAACCUGGCUUACCAGCUGGGCUUAGAGGAGUCCCGUGAAAUGACCAGAGGGAAGUUUCUGAAUAUUUUGGAGAGGCCCAAGAAGUGACGUUUGGUUAAAGCGAAGCGAAAUGUCAGCGUGAAUGUGUUGACCAUGACGCACACGGUUCAAACCGGGAGGUCUUCUCUCGGUGCACCUGGUGUCCUCAUGUAGAUGCCUUUACAUCUAGACAAGGUAGAACGAUGUAUUGCUCCUCAUUGGAAUUCUCUGUUGCUCGCAGACCUGCCUGGAGGAAAUGUUUGUUAUUUAUUCUCAUUUCUGUUUUAAACGGGGGAAGUUGUAUAAUAAAGUUUUGAAAAGAAUUCCAAAGAUGGCGGCCUUUCA
Messenger RNA from Gasterosteus aculeatus aculeatus (three-spined stickleback), 726 nucleotides. RefSeq names its product lin-52 DREAM MuvB core complex component (gene lin52). Gene Ontology annotation, cellular component: DRM complex. NCBI's taxonomy places the organism in Eukaryota, Metazoa, Chordata, Actinopteri, Perciformes, Gasterosteidae. Gene Ontology annotation, biological process: regulation of DNA-templated transcription. The record is from RefSeq and is a predicted model, not a curated record.